Molecule: messenger RNA, 3029 nt
Organism: Aplysia californica (California sea hare)
Lineage: Eukaryota; Metazoa; Mollusca; Gastropoda; Aplysiida; Aplysiidae
Product: zinc finger MYND domain-containing protein 15
Exons: 11
Coding region: 176-2296 (706 amino acids)
Biological process (GO): negative regulation of DNA-templated transcription
Molecular function (GO): histone deacetylase binding
Source: RefSeq, a predicted model, not a curated record
AAACAAUUUCGUGUGUUGUGAGUUGUGACUGUGUGAGUGUUGAAUGUGUGCUCACUGAAAAUAGCACCGCCGUUUGUCAAACACACAAAUCAGCACGAGAGAUGUUUCAUCUUUCAGAGCGCUUUUGGAAUACAGUUUCUAAGGCAAAGCUUCGCCAACGUCUGUCAAUACUGCAAUGAACGAGGAAAAUAGUAGUAGGCCUAGCUCAGGGCAGCUUUGUUCUGCCAAAAACACUGAUGGCGAUGGGACUGAUUGUGGAAGUGAUGAACAUGGAAGUGGAAGUGUUGUCGCAACUUGUGAACCUUUAAGAGGAAACGCCAAUGAGUGCCCAGCUGCUGUGGUUUUAGUUACAGAGAAUGAUAAGCAAAGUUCUAAGGCAGAUGAGUCUUCAUUAAGAAACAAACCUGAUGAAGAUUGUAUGGUUGAUGGCCGAAGUAAUUGCGAGAAGAAUGACAAUCCCUUUGAUGUUGAUGAGCCUCACAUGCCUUGUAACUGCAAUCUCAAACCAAAUUAUGUAUGUCACCUGUCAGAUGAUCCUAAUGAAGAAGGAGAACAACAGACUUUGGAACAAAAAAUGUCUACCCUGACUGACAGAACAGCAACUGCUCUUGCUCCUGAUCCUAUGGAUAUGACUGUACUGAAGGCUCUAGAGGCUGCUGGGUGUGUCAAGAAAAUGGCUCUCCUACGACAAAAGUGUAAAGACCAAAAACAACAAUGGCAACAAGUCCGUGAACUUCCUGUUCAAGAUGCUUUGUGGAUUAUUGGAGAAUAUGAGAAUGUGUGUUAUGAAGAACAUCGUGAUGAUCAUGUCUUGCGUGUGAUGGCAGUUUUUGAAGUUCAUGGCAAUACUAAACAUCUCCUUGGGACAAGCAUAGGAUGGAGCAAAAUAAUGAAUUUCAAAACACAGCUCCUACAGCUACUUUGCUGUGCCUGCCUUGAACCUCUAGUGAAGGCUCCCAGAAGACCUCGAUUCUUACGGAUUAAAGCUUCACCUCAAUCACGCGGUCUCAACCUCAAUUUGAAGGGUGUCGGAAUUCAUGUGUUUUCCCCUCUGGUCACAGACAGUGCUAUUGCCAAUGCACAGAACCACAUCUCAGACAAAAUGUGGUUUAGGUCUUGUCAUGGAUGUGGGAGACGUGGAACAUCAGAAAUGUUUACCUCAUGUCCGGACUGUGAUGCUGUGCUCUUUUGUGAUGCAUAUUGUAGAGAUUAUUCUGACCACAGUAAAUGGUGUCCAUAUUUCAAGGUUUAUAUGGAGACUGAGGAGACAUUAGGAGAGUUUCCCUUAGCAUUUACAAAUGAAACAACUCAGAGACUGUACAAUGUGUUCAAGAAUCGUGAUUUUCUUAUGAGGCAUAAUAUAUACAAUAAAGGUAUAUGGAGGCGAGAAUGCAAACUACUCAUGGUCUCGCUCAUGGCAUUUGGCUUUGGGGAACUGGAUUGGCCAUCGGUUGAACCAUACGGCUUAAGCAAGGAAGACGCCAUCCUGAAGCAUCCACCCCAAAGAUCGAUACCAAGCCUGUCAAGACCAUUGACUGACUGGGCCUGCUACUAUGACUACCGAGGGUUUGAUCAUGAUUCUCCUGUGGCUGGAGUCUUGCACUAUGCCCUUACAUUAUACAGAAUCAUUGUCCACCAACUGCCUCUCAAUUAUCCUGCUGUGUUCAACAAAAUGAAACAAGAGAUGUUUUUGUGUGUCCAUGUCAUUGGAGCUGCAAAGGAAGCAGAUAUGUGGCACUCCUUUUUGGAAUGUGCUCGACUGCUGCGACCCAUCAGUCUCCACAUCUGUUUCAUCGGAAAUGAAAUUUCACCAGAUGCUCAUGACAGCUUUAAAGGGGAGGAAAAUCUCUGUGUGAGGUGUUUUUCCGGACUCUAUCAUGAGCUUCAAAGAUAUCCAAUGUUCCCUGAGGGUCACAUUGCAGUCUGUUUCAAUGCUGGACUGGGGGCUUAUGGAACCUACAAGAAAACAGUACAACAUUUAAUGUCCACAGGAAUGCCAUCCUUCUGCACAGACUACUGCCUUGCUAGCUAUGAGCAGAGCAGGAAAACAGUGAGAGUGCAGAGAAUGGCAGUACUGUCAGAGCCAAUGCUGAACCCCUUCCGCAGCCCAUUCCGAAUGGUGUUCACAGAUACAGAUCUUCCAAGAUACAGCAAUGCUAUUUUGUUUAACCUUUUACCUUACAGUGCCACAACAGCACCCAUGGUUUUUGUUCCUCGCAGCUUUUGUAAAAAUCAUAGCAAACAGGAAUGUACUUCUGAGGUUUAUAAACUCAGUCUACUGCCGGAUGAUUUGUAGUAUUUUCACUGGUUCCCUGACUCUUUCUACUCGUUGAUAUAUAUAUAUAUAUAUAUAUGUUUUGAUGUGAUCUCUUUAAUAUGAGGAAAAUUGAUGAAGAAGGUUACUAUAAGAGUAAUUUCAGUUUUUUGUUUCUUGAAGAGACUCUGCAUAUAUGUAAGAUGGUUUUCGUAUUUAAUUUUUUCUUUUUAAGAGACAAUAGUGCCCUCCACUUAGCACAACUUCAACCGCCCAGACAUUACUAUCAUGUAAACCCUUUAUUGUUAGCUGCAUGCAUGGUAAUGCAUUUGCUACUCAAAUUGGUUGUAUGUAUGUGUUGCUUACUAUGGGGCAGCCUCUUUGAGAGUGAAGUUAAGUGUCAUGUCUUUAUAGUUAACACUUCUCUGCCCCUGGCACUGUCAAACUGUCCUUUUUCUAAACUUUUUCGUGUACCCAAGUAUCUUUAGGCAUAAUAUGGUACCGUCACCUUCACAAAGGACGUUGUGUGAGGCAUGGACGAGUCUCUUUACCCUCGUCAUGCGGGGGCCGGGUUUAUGUCGCCCGAUAAGCCUAUUUCGACACCUCGCCUGCGUUCUGGUCCCGAGUCAGUCUAGCCCCUGGUUCAGCGCACGCGCACCGCGCAUCAUCUUACGUGAAAUUUGGGUCCCGAGUCGGAUCCCCAUUCACGCUGGUCAAAUGUGUGUGCGUCAGUCUGCUUGACUUUGUGUGUGUUUGUGGCCUUCUUCUAGCACCG